This is a messenger RNA of Solanum verrucosum, 444 nucleotides long. RefSeq lists its product as uncharacterized. Lineage: Eukaryota; Viridiplantae; Streptophyta; Magnoliopsida; Solanales; Solanaceae. The transcript has 2 exons. The record is from RefSeq and is a predicted model, not a curated record. The coding region runs from base 91 to 444 and encodes 117 amino acids.
CCUGAUGUUUACACAGUGAAGGUAUACAGACCCAAAUUGAUGGAUAAGAGAUGUGAAAAGAAUCUUAAGAAUUAUUUGAUACCAUGAGCAAUGCUCUUCUCUAGGGUGGAUGGGAACUCGCAUAAAUGGAUUGAUGCUGGAAAUCGAGGUAAAACGGAUGAGCUUAUAAGGAAGAAGAAGAGUAGUAGAAAUCAUUCACCUCCUCCAUUUUACCAAGUCAAGAAUAAGUUCUUUGCCAUGGGUGAGUCUACAAGAAAGGCAGCAGGAAAUCACAGUAUUAAGACUGUUCAUGAUGUGCCACUCAUGCUUGAAACUAGAGCAGUAAGUAGACUGCAUCAUUCUGCAGAAGCUAUCUGCUGGGAGCUUCCACAGCAGUCAUCCCAUCAAUGUGAUCAAUCUUCCACCCCAAGUUGUGGUGAUGGGUUUUUCUGUGAUGAAAUUUAA